UGUCACUUAUGGGCUUGCCAGCAACCAUAUUUCUCUCUAUGACUUGGUGAGAUAGAUAGUGAGAUACAAACUAUUAUUGGCACAGACUCCUCUAUUACACUACAAGCCUAGUCAACGUUUUUAGAGAAUGAUACAAGAUGGUGGUGUUAGUGCUGGCGCAGCCAGGGCAAAGUGUUUUCCGGCGGGAUGGAAUGCGGCGGCAAAGCCAUGUGACUAUUGCAAGUCUGCGGCUGCGUUGAUAUUUUGCGUGACAGAGUCGGCCUUUAUGUGCAUGACUUGUGAUGCUAAGGUGCAUAAUGACGACAUAUCUUUAAAGCAUGAGCGUCUGUGGACGUGUGAAGUGUGCGAGCAGGCCCCUGCCAGCUUCAGUUGCAAGGCGGACGGUGCCGCACUAUGUGUCGUGUGUGAUCGGAAUAUCCACUCGGCCAACCCUUUAGCCCGCCGCCAUGAUCGGACCCCGAUUGUGCCCUUUUAUGAUACUGCAGAGUCAAUGAUGGAGUCUGCCUCAGUCGCUGCCACCUACUUAUUGCCUGUUAAACACUUAAGUAGCACGGAAACGAAAAUGGAAAACGCGACAGAUAAUUGGAUAACUUCCAACCCAGUUACAUCGAAACUUUCUGAAGACAUGAAAUUCAUGGAAUUAUUGAUUUCUAAUUCUGAUCAAUUCUUGGAUUUUGAGUAUCCAAUUUCUGCCGACAGUGUUGUCCCUGUACAAUCCAUAAAGCCUGCUGUCCCAACAAGAAUGACUGAGUAUUCAUAUGAAAAUCCUUUUGAGAUUGACUUCAAUAAAUCCAAUAUAAAUUCAUACAACAGCAGCUAUACCAUUACCACCCCGUCCUUUAGUGUCUCAUCGUCGUCGUUGGAUGUGGGAGUUGUGCCUGAUGGGAGCAUCCUUUCAGAUACAUCGUUUUCUUUUACGCUAAACACGAGCAUCAGAGGAAAUGAAGCUUCACACAUGGUGGGAAUGGAUAGGGAAGCAAGAGUCUUGAGGUAUAAAGAGAAGAGAAAGAAGAGAAAAUUCAACAAGACUAUACGUUAUGCUUCACGGAAGGCCUAUGCCGAGACAAGGCCAAGAAUCAAAGGGAGGUUCGCCAAAAGAACUGAGUUUCAAUCUGAUACUGAUAGACUCAGUACUUUCAAUUCUUUCUCAGCCAAUCUCAUUGCUGAUGAUGCCGGAUUUGGCGCCGUCCCUUCAUUUUGAUGCAAGAAAUGGAUUAAAAAUGUUGUAAACAAAAGUAAUAUGCUGAUAAUUUAAGUUUCAAUAAUCCGAAAUAAAUUGAAGAAAAAUGUUAGAAAUUCAUCA
Messenger RNA from Olea europaea var. sylvestris, 1303 nucleotides. RefSeq names its product zinc finger protein CONSTANS-LIKE 5-like. Gene Ontology annotation, biological process: regulation of photoperiodism, flowering; regulation of flower development. NCBI's taxonomy places the organism in Eukaryota, Viridiplantae, Streptophyta, Magnoliopsida, Lamiales, Oleaceae. Gene Ontology annotation, cellular component: nucleus. The transcript is spliced from 3 exons. The record is from RefSeq and is a predicted model, not a curated record. The coding region runs from base 128 to 1201 and encodes 357 amino acids. Gene Ontology annotation, molecular function: zinc ion binding; protein binding.